Messenger RNA from Drosophila guanche, 1859 nucleotides. It is a transcript of the gene al, whose product is annotated as homeobox protein aristaless. NCBI's taxonomy places the organism in Eukaryota, Metazoa, Arthropoda, Insecta, Diptera, Drosophilidae. The record is from RefSeq and is a predicted model, not a curated record. Gene Ontology annotation, biological process: regulation of transcription by RNA polymerase II. The coding region runs from base 507 to 1706 and encodes 399 amino acids. Gene Ontology annotation, molecular function: RNA polymerase II transcription regulatory region sequence-specific DNA binding; DNA-binding transcription factor activity, RNA polymerase II-specific. The transcript is spliced from 5 exons.
GUGGCUCUUGCUGUAGUUCGCUUGCGGCACUGACGGCGCCCGGUCAUCGUCUUUCGUGUACGCGCUCUCUCUCGGCUCCAUCCAUUCGUGGUUCACCGUUCACCGUUCUUCGUUUACGCUCUUCGUUCUCCUUCCCGCUGUUUUGUGUGCUGCAUUGUGUGUCGUGUGCUGGAGUUUCUUUGGCGUCUUUGGAGGUGUGAACAACCAACCACUAGCAGAUAAUAGAUCCACGAAGUACCCACAGAUCUGACAGUACAGAACCCAAAGCCAAAGACUGAUUGACGGAGUGCGCGAAAGACCGUCGGCAAGUGCUGCUGCUGCUCUCCUCGCCGAUUGUGUGAACGGAAGGUGCUGAUAUUAACAGACGAAAAAUAAGAAUAUAACACAAGAUUGGAGCUCUACAAGGAAGAUACAAGACUGCCCCAGGCGCACACUGAAAUAUACACAAAUAAGCUGCCUUUGGUGGGAUACUGGAGUACUGGAGUACUGGUGUGCCUUGGUGGAUUAUGGGCAUAUCGGAGGAGAUCAAGCUGGAGGAACUACCGCAAGAAGCCAAAUUGGGGCACCCGGAUGGCACCGUUGUGGUCGAACGUGGCUCGGUGCUCGUCUCCUCAGCGUCGGCGGCCACGGCCGGGGCCUCGCUAACGGUUUCAAUUUCUGGAGGUGGCGCACCCAGCGGCGCCAGCGGGGGCACCAACAGCCCCAUCUCGGACGCGAACAGUGACUGCGAAGCGGACGAGUAUGCGCCGAAGCGGAAGCAGCGUCGCUAUCGGACAACCUUCACCAGCUUUCAGCUGGAGGAGCUCGAGAAGGCCUUCUCACGCACCCAUUACCCCGAUGUGUUUACGAGAGAAGAGCUGGCGAUGAAAAUUGGCUUAACCGAGGCGCGCAUUCAGGUCUGGUUCCAGAAUCGUCGCGCCAAGUGGCGCAAGCAGGAGAAGGUGGGUCCACAGUCGCAUCCGUACAAUCCCUACCUGCCCAGCGGCGCCGCUAGCAUGCAGACGGUGGUGGGGGCCGCCCUGCCGCCCAAUCCCUUCACCCAUUUGGGCUUCCAGCUGCGCAAGCCCUUCGAUGCCCAACACGCGGCGAAUCUGGCCGCCUUCCGCUACCCGCAUCUCUCGGCAGCGCCCAUGAUUCCAUCCGGCUACUUCAAUCAGUUCCAGCGGGCGCCUCCACACAUGCUGCCGCCGGGCAUGGCCGGGAUGUACUCGCCCUCCAGCUCCUUCCAGUCGCUCUUGGCAAACAUGACGGCAGUGCCGCGCGGCCCACACACCCACAUGCCGCCAAUGGGUGGCAAACCCAUGCUGGUGGGAUCGCCCGACCUUCACUCGCCCAACCAUCUGCUGGCCUCGCCGCCCACCUCGCCCGCCUCUGGAGCCACGCAGCAUCAGCAUCAGCCUCCUCCGCCCCAGCAGCAGCAGCAGCAGCCACCACCACACGCCCAGCCCUCGCAGCUGUCGCCCCAGCAGCUGGUGGGCAUCUCGCUCACCCACCAGGUGCCCUGCGGCUCGCCCACACAGACGUCGCCCGUGGCCCUGACCCUGGCCCACUCGCCGCAGCGUCAACUGCCGCCGCCCCGUUCAUCCACGCCGCCCGAGGACCGACGCACUUCCUCGAUUGCCGCCCUGCGGCUCAAGGCCCGCGAGCACGAACUAAAACUGGAGCUCCUGCGACAGAAUGGACAUGGCAACGAUGUCGUCAGCUAGCUGGGGGUGUGCAUGUGCCCCAAGUUCCCAAAUUCAAGUGCAAAACAUUUGCUGGUUCACCUUAGUCGUAAGCGAAUAAGUUAUUUCAUUGUAUGUGCAAGUAUUUAACGCGGAAUUUUGCAAAAUAAAAUUCACAAAAGUAAAUUGAAGAAA